AAAUAUAUUAGCACAUAAAAAGGUGCUAAGAGUGUAGAAAAUAGUGAUGUAUAAUCAUGACGCGACUAUAAAAAGGAAUUAUCUGUUUGUUGUGUGAAUGAUAACAUAUCUUACGUUCAUGAUACUUGUUAUUCUGUACAUAAGCUCAUGACUGCUUCGUUAUAAAGGACGUACAUAGUGCAAGAAAAUGAGUUGGUUGCGGAACAGUCCGCUGCGAACGAGUUUUAGCAAGCAGCGAUCCAGAGAUUCACCUCCAAAAGAUGCUGAUCCAUCCGCAUGUUAUGAUAGUUUCUGCAAACACUGGCAACAAACUUAUGAAAUCAUCCGAUAUUCUUUUCCUCCUAAAGGGAUACCUAGUCAAGAUGAUGUACUUGGAGUUGUUAAUCAUAUUGAUCAAAUGGUGACAUUGUUAAUGCUAGAACUACGGGAUUUGAGCUUGCACAGUCGCUAUCGACAAGGUAGCACCGCAACGCAUUCUCCAUGUUUGGAAUAUUUAUUAAGUGAAAAUUUACUUGUUAAACUUUAUGAUUGGAGUUUGCAUACAGGAAGGUUCAAUAAUGCUGUACGAUUAGAGCAAAUAAAGCUUUACGAAUUACUAGUUUCGUACAGUGGUACUCUUCUCGCACACGAGUCAGUUACAAGGCCACUUUUACGCUUAUUAGAAGAAUGUGCGAAUGACAUUAUGCCAUUAGAAGUAGAAAAAAAAUUAGUAAUAUUAUUGAAUCAGUUGUGUGUAGCCUUAAUGCAAAAUAUGGCUUUACUUGAUUUAUUUUUUCAUCCUACUUCAACUGGAAAAAACAAAUUCAUCAUAUUCAAUCUACUGAUACCUCAUGUUCAUCGAGAGGGUGGUGUCGGUCAACAAGCGCGCGACGCUAUGUUAUUGUGCAUGUCACUCUCAAAAAAGAAUGACGAAGUUGGAAUAUAUAUAGCCAAUCAUUCCAAUAUAUGUCCUGUAUUAGCUACAGGCUUGAGCGGACUUUAUUCUUUACUUCCACGAAAACUUGAUAUUGAAACAGAUGAUUGGCACCAAUUGACACCAGAUGAUGUAAAUGAUUUACCUGCACUUAUGCAACUUAUGAAUUCUUUGGAAUUUUGCAACGCAGUCGCGCAAGUGGCACAUCCGAUGAUACAAAAGCAGUUACUUGAAUUUUUAUAUCAAGGUUUCUUGGUACCGGUGAUGGGUCCUGCAUUAUUACAAGAUUCUCUUGGCUUGACCCUAGAACAGCUAGAUGCACAACAACACUGGACUACUGUGGAAGAAUUGGUUGCAGCAACAGCUUAUUUCGAUUUGUUUCUUCGAUCUGUUACUGAUCCUGGCUUAUUAGGGUCACUUAUUAGAUUCCUACUUGAAGAUAAUUAUGAUGACAAUAGAAUACUGGACAGUCUAAUACAGAGGAUUUCUUCUCGAUCAAGGUUAUGUAUAGUAACUCUGGCAUUGUUUGAGACUCUGGUUAAUUUAAACUGUGAAGACGUUAUGCUGGAAUUAUGCUUGGGUGCAUUAAAUCCAUGUUCACAUGUAAUGCUCUCCCAACGUAGUCGAUUGAGAGAUGUUGAUCCCUUUGGACGAGCAGCAGAAAAGUUUUUAUCUUUGACACCACGUUGUUGUUCCAUGUUUAUAUCUUCGGACUCAUAUACAAGUUCUUUACCUGUCACUAUAUCAUGUACAUAUGACAAAUAUGGAAAUCCCGUAUCCGAUUCAGUAAAAUCAUUACCAGCAUCGAUAAAUUACGGUACUAAAUUAUCGGAUAGUUUAUACGGAAAUUAUCACGCAUACCUUUGUGAUGCGAGACAAAAAAUAAAAACUUGCCGAAUUGCAUGUUCCAAUUGGUCUUGCCAAUACGACGGUAACUUACCACAAAAUAAUAAUGCUAACAGCGUAAUUCCAUUGAUAGAUGAAAAUACUACACAUGAUCAGUCACAAAAGAAAACAGCAGAAUCAAAAACGUUACUACUGGAAACAAUGAGAAAUGCAAUAAGUUUGUGUGAGAAUGAAAACAGUUUACAAAUGGAUAAUAUAUUACAUAAUAUUCAAUCUUUAUUGUCAGAAGACAAAGAUUUUAAUAGCAACAAACAUAAUAUUAAAAAUGAAAUAAACGCGAAUAUUAUAUUAUCUCUGGAUGAGCGAGCACAAUUAGAUGCUGGUACCACUGAGUUGUUCAACGAAGAUAUUGGGAUGACAGAAUAUACAAAGGAAAUUUGUUUAAAUAAAAAAUCAGAUAUCUGUAUAGAUGAAUCGACUACAACUAUGAAUUCGCUUAUGUCGUUAGGUGAAAGUAGUGGUUAUGAGAGUUUUGCGUUAAAAGGAUCAGCGGAGUCAACGCCAGACAAUGAACCAAAUGAAGAUCGUAUGAAUAAACACGAACAAAUAAAUAUAUCAAGCAAAACGGAACCUAAUAUUGGUGUUUUUUAUGAUGCCGUAGAAACAACUUCGACAACAGAAAUAUUACCAAAUAAUAAAUCAAACAAGGAUGUUACGUAUCGACAGGAUGUUUUUAAUGGGCAACCAAAUGUUGGCAUAUUUUUAGAUGUGAUUUUACGGAAGCUCGAAUGCAUGACAAGCAAUAAUUUGUAUGUUAAUUUACAUCUCACGGGUCUUAUCAGCAGACUAGCAAUAUACUCGCAACCAUUAUUACAGUCUUUUCUGUUGAACCAUUCUCUUAUAUUCCAGCCUAGCAUCAGAUCCUUGUUUCAGGUGCUUGCUUCAUUGAAGCAUAAAAUAGAUAAUUUUCUUUCGAAAUAUAACAAUGUGGAUUUAUUGGUUGAACAAGCAAGAUUAUUUUUGAUUAACCGGGAAGAAAAAUUAAUAAAUGCAAGGAAAAAUGUAUUAGAUGCUGCGGCUCAAUCUUCAACUAUUAAAAGGCAUUCUUUAACCGGUGAAUUAUUUAUACGAGGAGAAUUAAAAAGGAAAAGCUUGACAUCAUCAUUUACACAAAUAUUCAGACGAUCAAGUGGUAUCUUAGGCCCAAGUAGCUUAACAAAUUCUAUUAGUCAACCACCUAGUAUAUCGGAAGAUCAACAUCAAAAUGUUGAAUCUGGAUACAGAUAUACCAAAACCUCGUGGGAAUCGCCGAACGAAGUGAGUCCAAUACAAAAUGUUGUUCUGUGCGCUGUUAUAUUAGAUGAAUGGCUUAAAGAACUUGCAGCAAUUACUCAAGAACAUGCAAUAAUGUCUCUUACAGAUGACAUUAGCUUUAAAGAUUAAAGUUUAACUUGUAAAUUUAUAAGAAUUUGUAAUUUGUAGCUCAGACUGUAAAGCAACGAUAAAAUAAUUCUAGGAUUUUGUUUGUUUUUUGAAACAAUUGUAACUUACCUUUGUAUUAUAUUGUAAUUAUUUGGA
Harpegnathos saltator (Jerdon's jumping ant) is the source of this 3337-nucleotide messenger RNA. Its product is annotated as UPF0518 protein GH13096. The record is from RefSeq and is a predicted model, not a curated record. The coding region runs from base 188 to 3202 and encodes 1004 amino acids. The transcript has 12 exons. NCBI's taxonomy places the organism in Eukaryota, Metazoa, Arthropoda, Insecta, Hymenoptera, Formicidae.